Ogataea angusta is the source of this 372-nucleotide messenger RNA. RefSeq lists its product as uncharacterized. Lineage: Eukaryota; Fungi; Ascomycota; Pichiomycetes; Pichiales; Pichiaceae. The coding region runs from base 1 to 372 and encodes 123 amino acids. The transcript has a single exon. The record is from RefSeq and is a predicted model, not a curated record.
AUGUUUUCAACCUCGUAUCGCGAGAAGACCGCACAGGUGGCCGGCCACGAGGUGAAGUGUAGCGUGCUGGACUUUGCCGACAAGCAGAUCGUCUGUCUGUCGCGAGACGGAGAGCUGGACGUGACGUACGACCUCCAGACACGCCCGCUGGCGGUGGAGGGGUCGGGAACACAGGUGCCUACAGUUCUGAUCGGUGGCAACCUCAAGACCCAAGUUCUGGCCGGCCAGAUCGGCCAGAUCAUCUCCAAGAACACUAUACUGAACACCAGUGGGAAAUUCUUCGCCAGUUCGGAGCCUGCCGACGAAGACCACGAAUUGCUUGUUGAGUUGGUGGGUCUGGUGAGGACCGUGCUGCAGUCGCAGCCAGCAUAG